UUUAUAUAAUAUUGAAGCCAAAUAUGUAUUUCAUCACGAGAUUUGAGUGUCUCUUGGCCAUCCUGUACCUCGGAAUGCAAGCAAAGACUAUUAACCUUGUUAGCAUGAUUUUAGGUCAUGGAGAGGAAGACCCAAGUGUGCUGCAGAAUAUUCCUUGAUACUCAACUUCAGCAAUAUUAGUGUGAAUGACGCUAAAGAUUUGUAAAAUAUCCUUUAUGAAGAUCAGAACUCAUUAUGUUUUGUUCCCAAUGCUGAGAAUCAUGAACAUACUUUUUUUCUAUUGUAUCAGUUAUUUAUUCCCUCAGUUUGAAGGGACAGUUAUCCAGUUUGUUCUCACAGAUUGAGUUGGAUAUGCCCUUCUGCUAGUAAUGAUUUACAAUGGGCUUUACUUCAUAGUUGAGCCAGAUGGCCCAUACGGAAUUGGAAUCAAAGAUAUUAUACUCAAAGGUAAGAGAAAUACUCCUCGUAUUCUGGUUUACUAUCCUAUCAACAAAGAAGAGUACAAUGCAAAAGUUGAAAACCCUAGCUUUACUCAAGAACUCCUUGUUGAAGGUGAAGAUGCUAUUGAAGGAGGAUCUAUAGGUGUUGCAGGGCUACCAGGAUCAUCUGACGCUCAUCCCUUCCUUUUAUCUCUAUUCCCAAGCGAUCCAGACAAGUUGAAGCCUGUUAUAGAAGACUUAAAAUAUUCCAGAAUCAGAGCAAUUUUAUCAUCUGAAUUACAUAAGGAUUUCAGAAAUGGAGGUAAAAAGCUUACUCCAGUUAUUUUUUCACCUGGAUUGGCUGGCUCUAAAAACUAUUAUACCACAAAUUGAAGGUACCUUGCAAGCUAUGGCUGAAUUGUCUUUGCCAUCAGCCACACUGAUGGAAGUUGUGAGUUUACCUGUGAUUAUAACCAAGAUCCUCCAAAAAGGGUUUUGUACAAUCAUAUUGAUGCCAAGACCAACAUCGACCUAGCUGGAAGGAAAUACAAAGACAGAGAGGAAUACUUCUCCCUCUCAGUUGAUAAUAGAACUAAAGAUAUCGAAACGCUUUAUGAGUACAUCCUUGAGUGUGAAUUUGCAAAAUAUCUGGAUCCCCAAAAGCUAGUUAUGUACGGUCAUUCCCUUGGUGCGAUGACAGGUAUUGAAUCAUGCCAGACUAUCAAGACUCUUUCUGGAGAUCUAGCUCUCAAAUUUUGUGUAGCUCACGACCCAUAUUAUAUGGGAAAACUGUCUAAAAUCAUGAAAACAGAUGGCUACAAGGUUGAGCAGCCUUUGUUACUUGUAACUUCUGAGACCUUUAAGAAUAGUCCAAUUGUCAAAGAUUAUUACGAUAAUAAUGAAAUUACCACAAAGUUUGUAACAAAUUGUAAACAAGGGAAUGAUCAGGUACAGGAUAUCUCUUGGAAGAACUCUGGGCAUAUGAACCAAAUGGACACAUCGACUAGCUCACCUGUGAUAGUCCGCUUACUAAACUUCAUGGGUCCUAUAAACGAGGCUGUGCCUAAAGCUCAUGAGCUUUCCAAAAUGGUUCUGAAAUUCUUGUCAGAGCACAGGUGAUUACCAGUAGCAGUACCUAGCCAACACAGCAAUGAAUAAGAAUGUUUCAAUGCGAAAAAA
Molecule: messenger RNA, 1598 nt
Organism: Moneuplotes crassus
Lineage: Eukaryota; Ciliophora; Spirotrichea; Euplotida; Euplotidae
Source: the annotation of a GenBank genome assembly